GUCCAAACCACCCCAACCAAAGAGAAGAGCUAUGCAAACACCAUACUCCAUAGCCAAAUUCGAAAUCAAGAAGACACGGUCCAAGGAGGAAGAUUAAAGAAGGAAAAGUGAGGGAAAAAGUAAAGGAUUAAGGUAAUAACCUUAUAACAUCAUUUUCAUUUCUCAUCUAAUCCGCUAUGAAUUAUACAUCAUAUGGAGGACCCCUAGGAUUGUUUGACAUGUUUAGAGGUGUAGAAUGAGAGGUUGGAAGUUAGUUCUAAGUCCAAGAACGGACAUAGAAGCCAAAGUGACCAGUUCGAUUGAAGAUAAUCUUUUAGAGGUUAUUUGUGUUGUCAUAAACUUGCCUAAGGUAUUCCUUGAGCUUUUCGCGGAGUUGAAAGAAUCGCCGGAGUGCAACAAAGUUCCCCGGAGUUUCGUUGGAGUUCAACUUAGAAGGGUAGAACGAAUUAAAGUUCAUUCAAGAUGGAUCGUCCUAGAUAUUCGGUUGAUAUGGGUAACCUCGAGCGCAACCGAACGAACGAGCUUGCGAGGAAGAGAUCCCGCAAAGGUAAAUCACAUCUCGGCUCUUCAUCUCAAAGUCAAGAUGAUUUUGAUACGGGUUACGUAAGGAGGGAUGGGGAUGCGAUGACCGACGAACAACUAGAACAAGAAUUGCACCGACAUAAUUCCCGCUUUUUUCAAGACCAACCGAGGACCAUUGACGAAGAAGAGCUCGAGGACGAGGACGACGAUGUGGAGGAAGCAAUUCCGGAGAGCCACGACGACGAGGAGGAGGAGGGUGGCGGCAGCCAUGACGCCGACCAAGCAGCCUCAUCCCAAACAGGUACAAAAAAAAGUAAAUCUGAAUUAAUGGCUAAUAAUUUUUCUAAGUGGAAGGACCCGAACACCGGGAAUUGGACCGCAACUUGCAAUUGGUGCAAGAAAAACUAUAGCUUGGGGAUUUCCGGCGGAUACGGAUCCGCCACAAGACACCUUAAGUCCAAACACCCGGUGGAGUAUGCAAAAUUAGGCGGCGGAACGGGGAAGCAAACGCAAAUAUCGAGGUUUGCAAAUAAUCAACAAGCUUUUGGUAAUUUCUCAUACAAUGAUGCACAAAAUUUGACAGGUAUGGCUAACUUACUUGUUGAAGAAAAUUUGCCUUAUUUGUUUUCUGAAAGUCUUGCUUUUCGUGAUUAUGCACAAACUUGUUUAAAUCCGCAAUAUAGAGGUUAUAAUUUACAUUAUUUGGGUCUGACUGUACAUUAUAUUGAUAAUGAUUGGCAUAUGCAUAAACGUGUUCUUGCUUUCCGUGAAUUUAAUGAUCGUCACACCGCUGAACAUAUUUAUAUUUUGAUUGAACGUAUUUUAAUUGAGUAUAAUUUAAUUGAUAAGGUGUUUGCUAUUGGUUUUGAUAAUGCUACUAAUAAUAGUGCUGCUAUUCCUAGAUUGCGUGAAUUGUGUGGUUCUACUUCUUUGAUGGGUAGAUUUUUCAUCAACGAUGUGCAUGUCAUGUUCUAAAUUUAUGUGUGCAAGAUGGUCUAAAAGCGUUGGGAGCAUCGUUGGAGGUAGUCAAGGGGGGGAUUAGACGUAUUUGGGGUAAUGGACACCUUAGGAAAAAAUGGCAUGAUUAUUUGAUAGAAAGAGGUGAGCGAUAUGUGGCUUUUCCAAAAGAUUUGUCUAUUCGUUGGAAUAGUACCUAUAAGUUAAUUGGAGUUCUUCUUAGAUAUAAACAACAUUUUCCUGCUUUUAUGAAACAAUAUGAUAACUAUAUUAUAAACUCGGCUGAGAUCGACACCUGUGAAAAAAUUUGUAAUGCUUUGAUAUAUUUUAAUAAUGCAACUGAAACUUUUAGUCAUGUUUAUAAACCUACCUCAAACCAAUUUAUUCGUGAAGCUGUUAAUCUCGCCAGUGCUUUUUCAAAUUUUGAGAAUGCUGAUUAUGUGAAUUAUUUUGCUGGUUUUAUGAAGGAAAAGUUUUUAAAAUAUUAUUCACAUAUUCCGCAUAUUUAUGGUAUUGCAUUUGUUCUCGAUCCUCAUUUUAGACUUGGUUCUUUAGAAGAAUGUUUGAAUUAUUAUUAUGCUGCUUUUUUUGGUCCAUUGCCAAUGUAUGAGGACAACCCAAUUGAUCCGAAAAAAGAAUACAACGAGGUUAGUGAUAUAUUUUAUGCAUUAUUCAAUGAGUUUCAUGCACAAUAUGGCAAUGCGCCCCCUCCCCCGACACAAACAUCAUCUAAAGGAAAAUCAAUUUUCAAAUCUACGUUUGCCAAUCUUAUUAAAAAAACAAAAUCAACUCCCGCUACACAACAAAGCACAAUUAAUGAGAUUUCUUUGUAUUUAACUUAUGAUGUUGAUUUUGAAGAAGAUGAUGAUUUUGACGUACUAAACUGGUGGAAGGGAAAAGAAAGAAUGUUCCCGGUUUUAGCAAAGAUGGCUAAGCAAGUGCUAUCAAUGCCGGUUUCAACGGUUGCCGUGGAACAAGAAUUUAGUUCGGCCGGCAAUGUUCUAACACAAACCAGAACGAGGUUGAGCGCUGAAUCUCUUGAGAUGCUUAUAUGCUACCACGAUUGGUUGAAAGCAGCACGUAGAGCUCAAGAAAUUGACAUCACUCCAUCCCAACACUUUAUGGAUGAAUCUACAGAGGGUGGCUCUACUUAUGCCGGAGAUUCCGAUUAAAAACAAUUCUAGUUCCUAUUUAAUUUUCAAAUGUAGUUCCUAUUUCAUUUCAAAUAAAUGCACUUGAAGUUUGUUUUUUAAUACUUGUAUAAAACUAUAUAGUAUAAAAUAUAAAUUUAAAAAAAAAAAUUACCCGGCCCGACCCGGCCCGGCGGGUGGCCCGACCCGUGACCCGGGCGGGUGGCCCGACCCGAACCGGACCCGUCCAACCCUCGGGCCGGUCCCGGGCCCACUAUUCUAGAACCGGCGACCCGACCGGGCCUAGGCCCGGCCCGGGCCCGGGCCCGGCCCGAAUCCAUCCCUACACAAGAACGUCCGAUCGAAAGUGGCGGGGAAUAUGGAUCUAGCAGACGAUAUUUCGCUACCGAAAAUAAUACCUCCAAACAACGUUGGGAAAGAAACACAUGAAUAAAACUGAAAACACUGAUUAAGAAGAUGUUUUACUGUUAUUGAAAUCAAAGAAAAUUAAAAGAAGAGAAGAAAAGAAGAGAAAAAGAGGAGGCGGCGGCUAGGGUUUCCCCAUGCCAUUGCCGCUCCUCUCCCCGUGCAGGUACUUCUAACAACCUCAAUAUGCACUAUAAUAGUUGAUAUGUUAGAUCGUACAAGUUUUUACAUGUUAUGAAUUGUGCUUAUUUUUUCAAGGUUCUCUACAAUUGACUUCUCCAUUCGGAUCUAAAAGAGUUUUUUAAUUAAAAUUAAACGUUGACCAUUACAACCGGACUUCAGUUGGGGUGGGGGUUGAUGGGUAUACACUUUACCAGCUUUUCUGUUUCUAGUAUGGUUUUUGCAGAAACGAAUCAUUCAGAUUUGAAUAGCUUAGCCCCUGGCU
Molecule: messenger RNA, 3480 nt
Organism: Cuscuta europaea
Lineage: Eukaryota; Viridiplantae; Streptophyta; Magnoliopsida; Solanales; Convolvulaceae
Source: the annotation of a GenBank genome assembly